AUGACCAGGCUGCGGAGUGCGCUCGCCCAGACUGUCUGUGUGCUGAUGCUGGCGUCCACCGCCGUCCUUUGGUACCUCUCGAGGGAGCGACCCAUUGAGACUGCCCGGCCGCGCCCCACCGGUCUGCUGGUCAACUCCAGCGUCUGCCAGCUGCCCGAGUUCCAUCCGUGGGACCCCACGGUGCUGGAGGUGCUGCGGGAGGAGCGGCCGCUGACGCCGUGCUCGGGAGACUCCCCGGUCCGACUGACGCAGCUCGGCAGGACACUGACCAUGGAUGUGCACCGGGACAGGCUGCGCGCCGGCUGCCGGCUCGACUGCUGUCUGAGGAGCGUCUGCCGCGAGCAGGACGGACACUCGGACGACCAGUUCCGUCUGGGGGAGCAGGAGGUCUGCUUCAGGGGCCGCACAGCGCUCUCCGUCAGCGAGCAGUUUGUGAAGGUCACCUGCGCCUGCUCCGACGAGCCGGACGUGGCCAUAUUCGAAGAUUUCAGGGCGUUCUUCAUUCCGGAGGUGGAUAGACUGCGCUCGCAGCAGCGCGUCAGUGUCAGUGAUGUUCAACAGCUCAGCGUUUACCUGGUGGGCAUAGACUCCGUCUCGACGCUCAACUUCAGGCGAUUCCUGCCAAAGGUGCGCGAGGUGCUUGAAACAGACCUGCAGGCGGUGCCGAUGCUGGGAUUGACAAAGGUCGGUGCGAACACCUUGCCAAAUCUGGUGGCCCUUCUGACCGGGCUGAGGCUGGACCAGUUGAACCAAUCUCUGCGCGAAGAGCCCUAUGAUCAUCAGCCCCUUAUCUGGAAGCAUUUCUCUUCCCUCAACUACCUCACAAUGUACACUGAGGACAUGUCUAAUAUGGCAACAUUCAACUUUCACCGGAGAGGAUUCCUUACACAGCCCACCGACAUCUACCUGCGCCCUCUGCACCUGGCCAGCGAGCAAUCGCGACUGGCGCAGCGCCGAGGGGACCACUGCGUCGGCCACCGACUGACCUUCGAGCUGCAGCUGCAGCUGCUGCAGGACCUGAUGGCCGCGCCGGAUCCCUCCUCGCCGCACUUCGCGCUGGUCUUCAGCAACGCGCCGAGUCACGCGGGCCCUCUGAGUCACAUCGGAGCGCUGCAGCCGAGCCUGCUGGAGUUCCUGCGGACGUACCGCACCUCCAGCCGCCACAACGCGUCCGUGCUCAUCCUGUUCAGUGACCACGGGAUGCGCUUCGGACCCGUCAUGCGCACAGAGCUGGGCGGCUACGAGUCGCGGAUGCCGCUCCUCUACGUGGUCCUGCCUCCCUGGUAUGAGCGGCAGUACCCGCGGAGGGUCGCCAGCCUACGCGGCAACUCCCGCCGGCUCACUACAUUCUUCGACGUGCACGCCACGCUGCGUCAGCUCCUGGCGGACGCCGGCGCCUCAUUGCCCAGCGUCCCCAGCCCCGGUCUCAGCCUGUUCGCGCCCGUACCGGAGCAGCGCUCCUGCCGGGACGCCGGCAUCGACCCGGCCUGGUGCACGUGCCGGAGGCAUGUGGCGCUUCCCGCGGACCAUGCGGUGGUUGUGCGCGCCGCAGUGGCCGCGGUGCGACACAUCGACACGGUGCUGCUGCGCGCCGCCCGGGACCGCUGCGCCCGGCUGGGCCUGCGGCGCGUGCUGUCCGCUCUGCUGACCGUCUCAGAGGGCGGCGGCCCGGUCCAGGACACCGAGUACUCCCUGCGCGGCUUUGACGAACUCUCCGUGCAGGUGGUGACAGCGCCCGGCGGCGCCGAGUUCGAGGCCACCGUGCGCUGCUACAGCGGACCUGGUGACCGAGAGCGCGGCACGGCCGGAGGCCAGGCACUGGCGGCCCGCUGCCGGCCGGAGCACAGGCUCGAGGUGCUGGAGGUCACCCGGCUGAACCUCUACCGCGGCCAGAGCGACUGCCUGACCCACCACCACGACGAGAGGAGGUACUGCUACUGUACAGAUCUGCUGUGA
This is a messenger RNA of Amphibalanus amphitrite, 1956 nucleotides long. RefSeq lists its product as uncharacterized. Bases 1 to 1956 code for a protein of 651 amino acids. The record is from RefSeq and is a predicted model, not a curated record. Lineage: Eukaryota; Metazoa; Arthropoda; Thecostraca; Balanomorpha; Balanidae. The transcript has a single exon.